CCGCGUUUCUUCUUUAGUUUCUCUAUCCCAAUCAUCUCUCUUUUUAUCUGUCUCCCACAGAUCUUUAUAUAUCAGCUUCAAGAUCUCUUUGACAACAACACAGAAACACCUCAACGAGAGCCACAACAAAUCCGUCUUCUUCUUCCUCCUGCAUUGUUUUGGGGUCUUUGGUGGCGUUGAGACGUCAAAAUGUCUAGCGUAGAUGAUUUGAAAGAGCAACCAGUAGAAGGAAACCUCAACAACGAGGCAGAAAAGUCAAUGCCAUCAUUAGCGCAGGAGGAAGCUGUUGUAAAGCAGAAGUAUGGAGGGCUUAUGCCAAAGAAACCACCUCUCAUUUCCAAGGAUCAUGAGCGAGCAUACUUUGACUCAGCUGAUUGGGCUCUUGGAAAGCAAGGUGUUGCGAAGCCAAAGGGACCCCUCGAAGCUCUUCGUCCCAAGUUGCAGCCAACGCAGCAACAAACGCGAUACAGGAAGUCUCCAUGUGCUCCAUCUGAAGGCGGUGAAGAUGGAGGAGCUGCUCAGGCCGAAGGAGUUUCCGGCAACGAGGAGUAGAGAGAUCUGAGGGAGAGAGAGAGAGAGAGAGAGAGAGAGAGGGAGAGAUAUGGAAACUCUUGUGUAAGAACUCUGUUAUAAUCGGAUAUUUUAUGUCCAUUUGAAACAACAGAUGUUGUUUUCAUUAAAUCUCAACUUAAUCGCAUAGCAUCUCCAAGUUCAAAUUAUA
Eutrema salsugineum is the source of this 721-nucleotide messenger RNA. RefSeq lists its product as uncharacterized. Gene Ontology annotation, molecular function: protein phosphatase inhibitor activity. The coding region runs from base 190 to 552 and encodes 120 amino acids. NCBI's taxonomy places the organism in Eukaryota, Viridiplantae, Streptophyta, Magnoliopsida, Brassicales, Brassicaceae. The record is from RefSeq and is a predicted model, not a curated record. Gene Ontology annotation, cellular component: cytoplasm. The transcript has 7 exons.